Molecule: messenger RNA, 1229 nt
Organism: Paramecium sonneborni
Lineage: Eukaryota; Ciliophora; Oligohymenophorea; Peniculida; Parameciidae
Source: the annotation of a GenBank genome assembly
AUGAAAAAUUUAAAAGAAUGUUUAUUAUCUGAAGGAGGUUAUAAAAACACAAAACGAUUUAAAGAAAAUAUUUAAGAUGAGUAAAUUGAUGAAAUAUAAUUGUAGCGACACUUUGAACUAUGUUAUUGAAACAUUAGAAGACAUUUAUUAAAACCCUAAAUCAGAACCGAUUUCAUUGGUGCUUGGAAUGAGAGUAAGUCUGUUGGUAUGUUUAGCUGAGCAGUUGACAAAAGAACUAAUGGAUCUUCAUUAUGAUUGUGUAGUAUAUUCUAUAACAAAUAACAUUGUUUAUUUGAUUGAGGAUAUUAUCAUGGCAGAUUUAAAGAAAAACGAAAGAGGCAAAUAUUAUUUUAGUGAUCAACCAGGUAUAAUUAAAUAUAAUUAGAUUAAACUCUUAUGUUACUUGGAAAUACACUCAUACGUUUAGCACUUGAAUGCAUUUUUGUAUGGAACUUAUGGCAUCCAAAUAAUUUAGCUAUUAAUUAAGUGUAAUUUUAUAUAUCACACCUUAUAGUUAUUAAAGAUUAAUUGAAAAAGGUGUGUAGUUCCCAAAAUUACACUAUUUCAGUGCUUAAAAAGUUAAAGAAUACUAUUUGACUGUCAAAGAAACUUCAAGAAAUGGCACUAUAUUUAGAUAAUAAUCAUAAAUGCUAAAUGAAUAAUAUUUUGAUCAACUCAAAACUAAAAUUGAAAAAAAUCACAAUAAUAAUAUCAAACUAAAUGAAAUCAAUGAGGAGUUAAAAUGUAUAAUAUUUAUUUUUUUAAAUAGAAAUCAAAAAUGUUAACUAAAAUCAAAAAUAAUUCAUUGAAAACUUCAAUAAGGCUUAUAAAGAUUAUCUAAUAAAUAAUAAACUAGAUGAAUUCAAUAAUUAAAUUUAAUCAAUGUAUGCGUAUUAUUAAAUUAAGUUGCUUAGAAUAUGAUGAAUUAUCAAGCCAAAAAAAACAGAGUAAAAAUCUCAUCAAUUAUCAUAGAUAGUGCUAUUUAAUUAUGUACUUAUUCAACUGACAAACAAAGUAAUCAAUUUUCAAGAAGUAUGAGUGUAAAAUUUUUGUUUUUUUAAAUUUUAGUCUUAAAAUUCUUAAAAGAAAAAUGAGAGCAAUGACAAAUAAUAAUCAAUUGAACAACUACUUCAUGAAAAUGAGCUUAUUUAGGCAUAAAUUCAAAGUUUUGAAAUUCCAAAAUCAACCAGUCAUUUUAAAAAAAUAGAUUUAUGAAUCUUAGAUUGACA